Molecule: messenger RNA, 3183 nt
Organism: Camarhynchus parvulus
Lineage: Eukaryota; Metazoa; Chordata; Aves; Passeriformes; Thraupidae
Gene: L2HGDH
Product: L-2-hydroxyglutarate dehydrogenase
Exons: 10
Coding region: 1-1329 (442 amino acids)
Molecular function (GO): (S)-2-hydroxyglutarate dehydrogenase activity; (S)-2-hydroxy-acid oxidase activity
Source: RefSeq, a predicted model, not a curated record
AUGGCGGCGGCGCUGAGGGGCCGCGCGGGCCCGGGCGGGGCCCCGGCGCUGUGGCGGCUCCAGAGCCGGCGGCGCAGCUCGUUCGACGUGGCCGUGGUGGGCGCGGGGAUCGUGGGCCUGGCCACAGCCCGGGAGCUCCUCCAGCGCCACCCCUCGCUGGCCUUGGCCGUGCUGGAGAAGGAGCAGGAGCCAGCCCAUCACCAGAGUGGCCACAACAGUGGUGUGAUCCACAGCGGGAUUUACUACACGCCUGGCUCCCUGAAGGCCAAGCUGUGCGUGCAGGGGGCAGCCCUGUGCUACAAAUACUGUGACCAGAAGGGCAUUCCCUACAAGCAGUGUGGGAAGCUGAUUGUGGCUGUGGAACAGGAUGAAAUUCCAAGGCUCAAAGCUCUGUAUGAGAGGGGGCUGCAGAACAAUGUCCCGGGGCUGAAACUCAUUGGAGCCAAGGAAAUCCAGGAGAAGGAGCCCUUCUGCAGGGGACUGAUGGCCCUGGAUUCUCCCUACACUGGCAUUGUGGAUUACAAACAAGUGGCCCAGUCCUAUGCCAGAGACUUCCAGGAAGCAGGGGGGACAAUCCUGACUGAUUUUGAAGUCACAGCCAUGGAGAUGGCCAAAGAAAGUUCUGCACAAAGUGAAGAUGGGCUGAAAUACCCAGUCAUUGUUAGGAGCAAAAAGGGGCAGGAGGUGUCCUGUGGGCACAUCCUGACCUGUGCAGGGCUCCACUCCGACCGCCUGGCCCAGAUCAGCGGCUGCAGCCCCCAGCCCAGGAUUGUCCCAUUCCGGGGGGAUUAUUUGGUGCUAAAACCAGAAAAGUCUUAUUUGGUGAAAGGAAAUAUUUAUCCAGUUCCCAACCCUCGUUUCCCAUUCCUGGGAUUCCAUUUCACUCCCAGGAUGGAUGGCAGUGUCUGGCUGGGCCCUAAUGCAGUGCUGGCCUUUAAGAGGGAGGGUUACAAACUCCUGGACUUCAGCCCUGGAGACUUCUUAGAUGCUGUCACCUACAGUGGGCUGUGGAAGCUGGUGCUGAGGAACGUGUCCUACGGCCUGGGGGAGCUGUACAGAGCCUUCUCCCUCAGUGCCCAGGUCAGGCAGCUGCAGAGGUUCAUCCCUGAGGUCACCACCAAUGAUGUUCUCAGGGGUCCCUCAGGUGUGAGAGCCCAGGCCCUGGACAGUGAGGGCAAUCUGGUGGAUGACUUUGUGUUUGAUGGGGGCUCAGGGGCCGUGGGCAGCAGGAUCCUGCACGUCAGGAACGCUCCUUCCCCCGCUGCCACCUCCUCCCUGGCCAUCGCCGCCGCCAUCGCCGACGAGGCCCAGCGGCGCUUCCAGCUCUGAGCCCUGCAGCAAUCCCGGCAGGAAUCCCGGCAGGAACCCUGCCUGCUGCCCCUCUGCAGCCUGGCACUCCUCCUGAAGGACACACACAGCCCCCAGGCAGUGCCCAAGCAGUGUUCUGUGCCCGUUCUGUGCCCACAGCUCCUCGGCGUGGUGAGGAAGGUUUGGCCGGUGCAGCAGGAGCGGCCGUGGCAGGGUGUGCAGCACAGGCACAGCAGGCUGGGAUCCCUCUCUGUGCCAUUUUCCACCUGGAUUUGCCAUGGCUCUGCUCACAAUGCUGCCUCCUCAGAGGGGUCUGAAAAGCCACGGGCGUGGGGUGGCUCUGAUGGCAUUGAAAUUGGAUGUGCAGCCCUCUGGAUGACAUGGAGGUAAUGGACUAGGAGGAUAAGCCCUGCUGAUGUGGAAUUAAAGGCUUUGGCAGAGAUUGAGAACAACAUUCAGAGCCUUCAACGUGAAUGUAGAGUAUUUCACAGAAAAAUAAGCUUAAAGAGGAUUACCAAAGCCAAGUCAAUUUAGAUCUGCAAUUCAGAUACUCUGUCUGAUCACUGUCUGUGUUUUUUAUAGGGGAGAAAUCAAAAUAUGGAUGCAAACAAUCACUUUUCAUUUCAUUUACAGCUGGGCAAUCAGCACUGAUCAGAAACUUCAUCAGUGGCUUUGGGUUUCUUCCUUUGAAUGCUGAUGAUGCAAAAGGAGCUGAUCUUUGUCCAGCCACUUGAGCAAUCCAGGGAAAAUGGUCUUUGGAACAGGAAAUGUGAAAUGUGAAGGGAGGGAAGCUCCAGAAACCUGCCCUGAGUCAUGGUGGUGUUGCUUCCCUUGGAGCCCGAGCAGGGAUGAGUCAGGGAGAUUUCCCAUUUUCCCUGAGCACAAGGGGAGCUCAGGCAGGGCUGGUGACCCCUCUGAGCUCCACUGAUACCCAAUUUUUAUCAGAGAUACACCUGGAGGAGUCUGUGUGCAGGGAGAGGUGAAGUAAACUCAGGGCUGGGCCCAGGAUCUGGGAGUGUCCUGCAGAAUUGCUGUGGAGCAGAAUUUUGUGGCCUCAGGGACAAAGUAUUGAGGAUUUAAUAACAGCUGCUGGGUAGCACAGAUAAUUGUGGGGAGUUUGCACCAGAAAAUUGGACAUGAAUUUUUCCUUAAAACAUUCUUUUCUGAGUUCCUCUGAUGGGAGUUAGCACAGGAGGGCAGCUGUGAGGCUGAUUUUACUGUACAGAUUUGAGACAUUUUUGAGGGGGAAAAAGGGCUUAAUCUGCCUUUUUAUUAUUAUUAUUUAAUUUUUUUCCUUUUUUUUUUCCUGUUAAAAUCUACUUUACCAGCAAAUUGACUGCUGGAAAUUCAAAUACCAGAGCAAAGUUUUGGUCACUUCAGGCAGAGAUUCAGCUGUUCCAAGUCUUCCAGUGCCACAGGGCUGUGUAAAACUUCCCACAGUGGAACAAUCCUGUUUUCCCUCCGUGCCAGAAGUGUUGCCUAUCAACAGUAAAUCCUGCAAAAGGAUUGCAAAAGCCACUUCCUCCCACAUGGGGUGUGGCCCUGACAUGUAUGAACAGAGUAAAGAACAUGAAAAUGCUCAGCAGACAGAGACCAGGGGGAGUCCUGAGUCAGCAUUUCCCUGUGCACUGCUUUUUCCUCUCAGGUGAUGAUUGUUUGGGGGUAAAGUUUUAUUUGAAAUUUAAAUUAUGAACCUUGAUGUAGCAUUCUGUGAAAUGGAAAUGUUUUCAGAGAUAAAAGUUUUACACUCUUGUAUUAAAAAUAAGUUCAGAGAUUAUGAUGUCAGGCUUUCAGGCAUCAGUCUUGUUGCUCACAACGUGUGAAAAUGUAUUAAUUUAUUUUCCAAAUGAGCCUCACUUUGAUAAUUUCAUAAAU